Tigriopus californicus is the source of this 884-nucleotide messenger RNA. RefSeq names its product histone H2B.1/H2B.2. Gene Ontology annotation, molecular function: protein heterodimerization activity; structural constituent of chromatin; DNA binding. The transcript is spliced from 2 exons. Bases 44 to 415 code for a protein of 123 amino acids. Gene Ontology annotation, cellular component: nucleosome. Lineage: Eukaryota; Metazoa; Arthropoda; Copepoda; Harpacticoida; Harpacticidae. The record is from RefSeq and is a predicted model, not a curated record.
UUCGUCGGGGUAUCAAACUGAUUUCCCAACAUUGACCGUCACCAUGCCUCCCAAAGUAUCUGGGAAAGCUGCCAAAAAGGCUGGCAAGGCCCAAAAGAACAUCACCAAGGGCGAUAAGAAAAAGAACCGCAAGCGCAAGGAAUCCUACGCCAUUUACAUCUAUAAGGUGCUGAAGCAAGUCCACCCCGACACCGGUAUUUCCUCCAAAGCCAUGUCCAUCAUGAACUCGUUCGUGAACGAUAUCUUCGAGCGCAUUGCCUCCGAGGCCUCUCGCCUGGCUCACUACAACAAGCGAUCGACCAUCACCUCCCGGGAGAUCCAAACCGCCGUGCGACUCCUCCUGCCCGGAGAGUUGGCCAAGCACGCCGUCUCCGAAGGGACGAAGGCCGUCACCAAAUACACGUCCUCCAAGUAAAUGAAUUGACCUCAUCCACCUACUAAGGGCCUUUUUCAAGGCCAAUAUUUUCCUUCAAUGAACGAGAUUUUAGCAUUACGGCCCGUCAGUUGUAAGGCGAAUUACCAAGACAUACAUUGGCAUUGAUUUAAUGGUAGGAGAUGCGAUAUAGCCCAAUCUUAAAGGUUUUGAAAACCAACUAGUAAAAGAUCUGAAAAUGUACAAAUGAAUUAUAACUUAGUAAGAAAAACAUUGUUUUCGUUUUGAAAUAGAUUGUUGGUUUCACGGCUAAAAAUUUUCAUUAACUUCUUGGGUCUUCGGGUUGCAAGAAAUCGUCUAGUUUUGAAAUAAACGGACAGUUGAAUUUGGAAGCACAAUCACAUCUUUAUCUUGGGGAGGUUCAUAUUUAGAAGCAUCUUGAAAUCAUGCUCCAGUGGUCUAUAUUAUAAAGAUUUUGUCCCAUGUCCAGUUUGCGCUUUUGAUGAACAAC